AUGGUAGUUUUUGGCCCAUCCGUGGUUAAAUUUGUCGGACUUGGAUUCCUAUGUGGACUGAUUGGUUCAUGGCUUCUAACCUCGUCUACAAGCUCUUACCUUGGUCAGAUUCAACUUCAUCCACUUAUACGUGCACCAAAAGAAGGUGUUCUCGAUGUUCAACACUUUUCCGAACAUGGUGGACAUCAUGAAGGUGAGACUCUACUCGUGGAUGAAUUGGCGAAAGUGCGGCCGGUGUUCGCCUUUAUAUUUACCUCAGCGACAGAGAAUGAAACUCGAGCUGCUCACAUUAAGUCAACUUGGGCGCAACGCUUCGACGGGUAUCUCUUCUUCAGUGAUAAUAACGACACAAAUCUCCCUGCAUUUGCCCUACCAAAUAAAAAGGGAUGGGCCUUCACCCGUUCGGCCAUUGCUCAUAUUUACGACAACUUCCGUCAGAACUUUACCUUCUUCAUGAAAGCUCACGACACCAAUUACGUUGUGGUGGAGAAUUUGCGUGCUCUCCUCCGCGAAAUAGACUUCAAAGAGCCCCUUUUGAUUGGUCGUUCGAUGGCGGCAACACAAGGCACCAUUCAGUUUCUGUCGGACGAGUCCGGCUACGUAAUGUCUCGUGCAGCCUUGGAGAGACUUGCGGUGGGCAUCAAAACCAACGUCGAGGCCUGUAGCGAAAGUGACGCAGCUGCGGACGUCAAUUUUGGCAAAUGUGCCAUUGCGGUGGGCGUGAAAUUGAUCCACGCUGUAGAUCAAGACAAAUCUGAUCUCUUUCAUCCACUCACACCCUGGGACAUUUUGAAGAAGUUUCUGGAGACCAUAAAUCCCGACCCGACAGUAUUUGGGUCUGAUCAAAUGACCAAAGCUCUUACCUGCUGCAGUGACCAAUCUGUGGCUUUCUCUGAUCUCAGAGGUGCCCAUCUCUACAUGAUGGAGUAUAUGGUAUACCACCUUUACCCCUACGGCAUCAUUCACGAGCCCGAGAACUAUGAAAAAUUGUUCAUGUGUGAGCGCAUUGAGAAUGGGAUCACCACAGGAUUGGGCAGUCCAACUCUGGCAGAUUACCUGGCGAGGCGGGUUCGUGUAUUCGCUAUCAUCUUGACAACUCCGCCUGUUAGGAUGAUCAAAGCUAUCCACGUGAAAAUGACCUGGGCCAGACGAUUCAAUGGCUACAUGUUUGUCAGUUCCGAAGAGGAUAUUUAUUUGCCAUCCAUCAAAGCGGUAGAUAAGGAGGGCCGAAAUGUGCUAUGGGAGAAGAUACGCCAGGCUAUGCUCUACAUCUACCGCAACAAUCUUAACGACUAUGACUUCUUUAUGAAGGCGGACGACGACACCUAUGUGAUUGUGGAAAAUCUACGAUUCCUCCUCUCCAACCAGGAUCCCGACAUACCCAUCCUAAUGGGCAGACGAUUCAACGUAGGCAUUCCGAUUUCCCUCCUAUGA
Echinococcus granulosus is the source of this 1434-nucleotide messenger RNA. Its product is annotated as Glycoprotein-N-acetylgalactosamine 3-beta-galactosyltransferase. The record is from RefSeq and is a predicted model, not a curated record. Gene Ontology annotation, cellular component: membrane. NCBI's taxonomy places the organism in Eukaryota, Metazoa, Platyhelminthes, Cestoda, Cyclophyllidea, Taeniidae. Gene Ontology annotation, molecular function: N-acetylgalactosaminide beta-1,3-galactosyltransferase activity. The transcript has 9 exons. Bases 1 to 1434 code for a protein of 477 amino acids.